Molecule: messenger RNA, 495 nt
Organism: Suncus etruscus (white-toothed pygmy shrew)
Lineage: Eukaryota; Metazoa; Chordata; Mammalia; Eulipotyphla; Soricidae
Gene: RAMP3
Product: receptor activity modifying protein 3
Biological process (GO): intracellular protein transport; cellular response to hormone stimulus; regulation of G protein-coupled receptor signaling pathway
Cellular component (GO): cell surface; membrane; signaling receptor complex
Molecular function (GO): coreceptor activity
Source: RefSeq, a predicted model, not a curated record
UGUGCCCUCGGAACCGCCGCGCGACAGCCGCUAGCCAUGGGGACGCGAGCGCCCGGGCGCGCGCUGCUGCUAUUGCUACUCUGCGGUGGCUGCGUCCUCACAGGGGGCUGUGAUGAGCCCCGCAUGCUGGACUUGCUGACUCGCUGCGGGGAUGCUUUUGCUGCCAGAAUGCACAAAGUGGAAGUGAAGAAGUGGUGUGACCUGGCUGAGUUCAUCGUGUACUACGACCGCUUCACCAACUGCAGCGAGGUCGAGGCUAACCUGGUGGGCUGCCAUUGGCCCAACCCGUUGGCCCAGAGUUUUCUCAGCAGCAUGCACCAACGUUUCUUCUCCAAUUGCUCCUUGGACAGGACCCAGUGGGAGGACCCCCCGGACGAAGUGCUGGUCCCCCUUAUUGCCCUGCCUGUCCUGCUGACCGUGGCCAUGGCUGGCCUAGUGAUGUGGCGCAGUAAACACUCUGACCCACAGUCCUGAGUCCUGCCUGGAGUUCUGAGA